UUUCUUUUUCUGCAUCACUCGUCUCAGAUCAAAUCUACGAUCGAGAAUUGUGUACGGCGGUUUCUGGAGUUCGAUUUGCUGAAUUUCUCAAUCCCGAAAGGCUCUAAUCCUUGUUUUUCUGAACGAUUCUGGAAUUCUCCAUGGCUACAGAAGAUGCAGUUCUAGCUGUUGAGACGGAGGUAGCGCAGCCGGCGGCUGAGGAGGCUGUGAAGGAAGAGAAUCCUCCGGCGAAAUCGGGGAAGGCGAAGAAAGGUGCGGCGGCGAACGCAGCCAAACCGAAGAAAGUACCUGCGCCUAGAAAGCGUAGUUCGCCGACUCACCCGCCUUACUUCGAGAUGAUUCAGGAUGCGAUCGUCACGUUGAAGGACAAAACCGGAUCAAGUCAAUACGCGAUUACGAAGUUCAUCGAAGAUAAGCAGAAAGCUCUGCCGGGGAACUUUAGGAAGCUUCUACUCACCCAAUUGAGGAAGCUUGUUGCCAAUGAAAAGCUUGUCAAAGUGAAGAGUUCGUACAAGCUGCCGGCGAUUCGUCCGUCAAAACCAGCUGCUGUUUCUGCGCCGGCGAAGAAGAAGCCUUCUGCCGCCGCCGCCGCUAAGCCGAAACCGAAGCCGAAGGCUACCGCUACCAAAGAGAAGAAAACUACAGUUUCAAAGCCCAAACCGAAGCCUAAGACAGCCGCCGCAAAACCUAAACCCGCAGCAAAGGCGAAACCAGCUGCCAAAACCAAGCCUGUUGCGUCUCCAGCGAAGGCGAAGGCCGCGCCUAAGAGGAAAGCACCGGAGAAGUCAUUAAAGGUUGAGAAGAAACCGGCUGCCAAAGUUGCCAGGACGUCGACGAGGCUGACUCCAUCAAGGAAGGCUGCUCCUGCAAAGAAAGCUCCAGUUGCUAAGAAAGCAGCUCCUGCGAAGAAAGCUCCAGUUGCCAAGAAGCCAAAAUCGGUUAAGUCUCCGGCGAAGAAGGUCGCCGCAAAGAAAGGGAAGAAGUGAAUUCAGGGUAGUUUGGAAACAAUAAACUUCGUUGUAGGAUAGUACUGUAAAUUAACCCUUGAGAGCCUUUUUCCGGGUGUAGACUUCAUGACUUUCGUUUUAUAUGGCCCUUUGAUUAUAGUGAAUUCCAGUUCUUAUUGUUUCUCCUAUACAGUGGUUUUUGGGGAUAUUUAGAUUAUGUAGUUCACAUCUUUCCAGAAAAGAAAAGAUUCAGUGAGUUUCUUGUAA
Andrographis paniculata is the source of this 1214-nucleotide messenger RNA. Its product is annotated as histone H1-like. The record is from RefSeq and is a predicted model, not a curated record. Gene Ontology annotation, molecular function: nucleosomal DNA binding; structural constituent of chromatin; double-stranded DNA binding. Bases 141 to 986 code for a protein of 281 amino acids. The transcript has 2 exons. Gene Ontology annotation, cellular component: nucleus; nucleosome. NCBI's taxonomy places the organism in Eukaryota, Viridiplantae, Streptophyta, Magnoliopsida, Lamiales, Acanthaceae. Gene Ontology annotation, biological process: chromosome condensation; nucleosome assembly; negative regulation of DNA recombination.